Molecule: messenger RNA, 3013 nt
Organism: Rhododendron vialii
Lineage: Eukaryota; Viridiplantae; Streptophyta; Magnoliopsida; Ericales; Ericaceae
Product: mitogen-activated protein kinase kinase kinase 5-like
Exons: 12
Coding region: 384-2414 (676 amino acids)
Biological process (GO): protein phosphorylation
Molecular function (GO): ATP binding; protein kinase activity
Source: RefSeq, a predicted model, not a curated record
AAUGUCGUGUAUUGAUAUCGAAACUGCGAUAGUAUUUGGAAAAAAGACAGGUGCCUCAAAUUGUCCAGUUCAAAGCAUUGAAAAAUCUCUGGAGUGCGUUUCCAAAGCGGAGACCCAGAGUUUCUCUCAGUGUCCGUUCAACGCCUGCAAUAUCUUCAACCCACUUCGAUUGCAAAUUCAAUACCCAUUUGAGUUGACUGCAGAUUUCUCUUCAAAGAUUGAGGUCUUGUUCUUAUCGAUUAUGAAGGGUAUUCAGGCCAAUUUAAGUGCACCUUAAGUUCAAUCCCCAUUGCGGUUGACUGCAAAUUUGUUUUCGAAAACUGGGCUGUUGUUCUUGUUAUCGAUUAUGAGGGGUUUCGUAAAAAUCGAAACCAACAACCGAAAUGCCGUCUCUUAAGGGUUUAUUCUCAUCUUCAUCUCCAUCCUCUUCUGCAUCGUCUCCUCGUGAUUCUCCUCCUUUGGGGUCGGAGCUAGGGUCAAAGAAGCGGCUCACUCGGCAGCGGAGGCUCCGGUACCACACCGGAGUUGACCUGACGGUCCUGACUGAUCAGUCUCGUUCGCUUCCGGUUUCGCCGGAUUCUGGGCCGCGGUCUCUGCCUAAUUUGAGCCAUUGGUCGGUGCUGGCGGUCCCGCAACCUUUGCCGCUGCCUGAAUCUACAGCUGCUGGCCUUAAGCAGAAUGAUCAGUCAAAUUUGAAAUCGAGCUCUACUCCUGGAAGCUCUCUUUCUCAUCAAAUUAUCAGGAAUACCACCAAAAAUGCUGCCACAAAUUCUUCCAAAACUCCAACCUAUCGCCGUAGGGGAAUCCACAAACUCCUAAAUGUGGAAAGUGUUCCUUACUCCCUCAGGCUGAAUGCUCCUCCCAAGAGUGCUCCAACCACUGGUUUUUCAAGUCCUGCUCUUAGCCCACAAAGAUUUAGCACUGUGGAUCUCAGUCAUUCUCUUGUGAAUCCUCUAGAGUUUCGGGGUUCCCCAUCUCCGCAGGGCCCACUUUCAAUUAAGCUUGCAUGUUCCCCUCCCCAAAUGUUUUCAACCCAAGUGUUUUCAGCAAGACUACCAUGUACCCCUGAUCAUUCUCCAGUUCAUAGCCCAAAAUUCAACAGUGCUUUCCAAGAUAGCAGAAACGCUUCUGGUCUUGCAUUUCACUCACAUCAUAAAUCACUCCCUGAAAGCUCUAUGGGGUUGCGUGAAGGUAGUAGUCAUGCCAAUCUCCAUCCAUUACCUCUUCCACCAGGAGGUCCGAAGCCAUCACACUCAACUACUAAUGGGCACGUUAUGGAGAAACCUGACGUGUCAUUGGUUAAAGGUCAAUGGACGAAAGGGAAACUUAUUGGACGCGGUACUUUUGGCAGUGUUUAUGAGGCGGUCAAUAGAGAAACUGGAGCUUUGUGUGCCAUGAAAGAAGUCGAUGUCAUUGGGGAUGAUCCUAAAUCUGCUGAAUGCAUUAGGCAGUUGGAGCAGGAAAUUAAAGUUCUCCAAAAUUUAAAGCAUUCAAAUAUCGUGCAGUACUAUGGCUGUGAAGUGGUUGAGGACCGCUUCUGUAUAUACUUGGAGUUUGUUCAUCCAGGAUCAAUAAAUAAAUAUGUUCGUGAUCAUUAUGGAGCUGUUACAGAAAGUGUAGUGCGUAAUUUCACCCGCCAUAUUCUUUCAGGGCUGGCUUACUUGCAUAGCACAAAGACAGUCCACAGGGACAUUAAAGGAGCAAAUUUGCUUGUUGAUUCAUCUGGGGUUGUCAAGCUUGCCGACUUUGGGUUGGCGAAACACCUUACAGGAGCUGCAAUUGAUCUUUCUCUGAAGGGAAGUCCCCAUUGGAUGGCUCCUGAGGUUUUGCAGGCUGCGAUGAGAAAAGAUUCCAAUCCUCACCUUGCUUAUGCUGUUGACAUUUGGAGCGUGGGAUGUACAGUUAUUGAGAUGCUGGAUGGAAAGCCUCCUUGGAGUGAGUUCACCCCGGUUCAAGCUAUGUUCAAUGUCUUGCACAAAUCCCCAACUAUUCCUGAAACUUUAUCUUCAGAAGGAAAAGAUUUCCUCCAGUGGUGCUUUCGGAGAAAUCCUGCAGACCGACCAUCAGCUGCUUGGCUACUUGAUCAUCCUUUCUUGCAAAGUUCACAUGUAAUGGAUCAUAGUCCAAGAGACAAGAUGAAAAAUAUGAAUGGUUCAGUGCCAACCUCUCCAGGGGCAGGGAUUAGGCAACUUCCACGUAAUGGUGAAACUUCUCCAAAACCUUAUCCUGAAUGUUCCGAAAAAGGAGAAGCAUCUCGUCACUCUCCUCGUUCUACGCUGGAAGCGCUUCCUAGUAUACUUUCACCAGAGUUGAACUGCAAAUCACAUUUUGUUAGCCAAUCUGCAAAUGCUCCCAACAGUUUGCAACUUGCAGCCAGGGAAAUUUCACCGAAAGCCCACCGAAGGGAAAUCUAACACCUAUGACAUAUGGUUAUGACUGACUAUGAAUCUAUCAUGAAACUCUUGUAUAGUUGUCAGUCGAGGAAACAAAAUUCUCAUAUUCUACUGCUUGCACAGACACCGGCAAAAUGGCUACAGAAACUGUGAACCACUUUCUGGAAAUAUUGUUUCCGAAUAUACCAGUACUACACUGUUAAAGCUGCUGUUGAAGUUACCGAAAGCAAGUUUUAAUGGCUGACCAAAUUCAGCUGGUCCGGUUGUGCUCUUCUUUGCCUGUAUACAGAUUCAGCUAAAGAACAUACAGUUGAAACUUGACACAGGGCAGGGUAAUGAAGCAAGCUAGGAAAGGUUUAGUGGUGUUGUAAUCUAGAUGUGACCGAAGUUGGUUAGACUUUAGAUUACACUGUAGCUUAUUUUCCCACUGUUUUAUUUUGCUUCUCUUGAAGAGGACAAAAUGUAUCACGGUAGUCGUUCCUGGUCUAGGCUCAGGCGUAUUGUACAGUUACCUAUAACCCAUGUUUGAAGUCGCAACAUUUUGUGGCUAAGACAGAAAACCAUAUGGUUUUGAAAUUCAAGUUAUGUUUUGUAUGAGAGAGGGGGGAGUUUUUUCGAAA